AUGUCAACUGGCCGAGAGCAGGGUCCUACUCAUCUAUCGGAACAAACACCCGAAGUAAUCCCCCCGGAUACCUUGCAAUAUCCAAUCAGCAACUGGGCGGCACCUAGAUUGCCCACGGGUUCGCAAGUCAUGGAUUUCCAUCAAGAUCCUGGACAUACUAGUGGUAACCCUAGUGAUAACGCUUGGGGUACCACCAUGUCGGGUCCAGAUGAAGAGCAAUUCAAUCAACCUCAUCAGAUGGGAGAAAAUAUGCCAAACAUGCUUUACUCCCCUAUCCUGUCCUCUUCCACUCAUUCUGUGGCUCAAUUAGGGUCGGAGCAUUUUCGUCCUGAACUGAAGCCUGAUCCUGAUAGUUUGCUGUGUCAACAAGAGCAACAGCUUCCAGGCUUGUGGGAUGAGCCCCCUAUCGAUUCGAUCUCUAGAGAGCUGGAACAAGCCAUGAAGCUGGAAGACUCUGACGGAACUUUCCCUUCUACACCCACCGCCUUAACAUCCCCCUCAACAACUUCUCACUACUCGUUCCCCAACUCGCCCUGCCACUCUUCUGGUACUCCCUCUGAAAGCACCAGCAUCAUGGUAGACCACACCUCCCCCGGAACCAGCUCUGAAUUCAGUGAAGGGGAUCCUCCCAUCGACCCUCCAUACUCCCAGUUGAUCUUCCGAGCUCUCUACGAGUGCGAGAACCAUAUGAUGCCACUCCAAGAGCUCUAUGCCUGGUUCAAAAAUAAUACCAACAAGGGCAAAGAGCAAGGAAAUGGAUGGCAAAACAGCAUUCGACACAAUCUUUCUAUGAACGCCGUACGUACACUCCACUUUACCACUAACGCCAAAUCCAUUAUCAUCAAAGUUAACCAAUUCAAACAGGGGUUUCGUGCUAUCAAGAGUGAAGAGAAACAUGUUCCCGGCAAGAGAGUCGUGAACUAUUGGAGCCUUACCGCGGAAGCCCUCUUAGACGGCAAAGUAGAAUCCACCACACGCUACCGUCGAUCCAACCCCAAAAAGAGCCCAAAGUCCGACGGUUCCAACCGUCGCAGAGGUCACGGGGGUAUAAACAAAGGGAAAGGGAAAGAAAAAGUCAAAGGCAAAGAGACCCGCUCCGAGCACGAAGAACACCAGCACUUUCCUCCAAGUCAGAUUCAGAGUCAGGCUCAGAAUCAGAAUCAGGCCCAGACUCAGCCUCCAUUCAUGGAGGGCUUCAUUUGUCAACAUGGAGUACCUGGGUACCAGAUGUGUCCCAUGUCUACCCAAAUGUCUCCCGUGUCUACCCAGAUGUCUUCCAUGUCCCCCAUGUCCCAAAUGUCUACCGUCCCUUCCAUGAUACCCAUAUCUGCCAUAACUCCUGCAACCAUUCCCCAAGUUCCUGUGCCCAUGGGCUCCCAAAUGCAGGUUUACUCGCGUAUAUUUGGAGUGGGAUACGAUAGUGUGACAGGCUGCACGCCUUCGUCGCAGAACAGCCCGAUGUUUGGUGAUGUGGAUCCUGUACCGAUCCAGGAGCCAGUCGGGGGGAACUAUGGAUGGUGUAAUAAUGGGGUCGUUAUCAAAUCCACUAACCAAUCGACUUCUAUGAAGGAAGAAAGGUGGGGAUGA
Messenger RNA from Penicillium odoratum, 1587 nucleotides. RefSeq lists its product as uncharacterized. The transcript has a single exon. Gene Ontology annotation, biological process: regulation of transcription by RNA polymerase II. The record is from RefSeq and is a predicted model, not a curated record. Gene Ontology annotation, molecular function: RNA polymerase II cis-regulatory region sequence-specific DNA binding; DNA-binding transcription factor activity, RNA polymerase II-specific. Bases 1 to 1587 code for a protein of 528 amino acids. Lineage: Eukaryota; Fungi; Ascomycota; Eurotiomycetes; Eurotiales; Aspergillaceae.